UUGAUUUUGUGCUAUCGAUCCGCCCACUGUGACAGAUGUUGCGUGAACUCGUUUGGGGCUUGAAAGUAACGGACGUUCAUCUCUGUGCGAAAGUCCCGCAGUCCGGCUCUGAGGCGGGUCCUGCUGUCCUCCCCGUGCCCCGGUGUAAACAUUGACGUUAAAAGGGGGGCUGGACGACCCCGACCUCGGGUGUUUUGGCGUGUUUUUUCUGGGCGUAAAUGCGGCUGAAGAGGGUCCGCGCGGAUCGGUAGCCCGUCCCGUCGGUGUGGCAGCCGGUCUGAGCUCCGAGCGGAGGCGGGGAUGGAGCGCAGCGGCGGCGGGGACGAGAGUGAGACCCGCUCGCCCCAACAAAACACGAUGUGGAAGCAGUUUCAAGCCAAAGCCAAGCCGCUGCUCAGCCCCAAGCUGGGCGCCAGAGACCCCGAGGACAAGAAGGAGCGAGGCGGGUGGAUGUUCAAGAAGAUGAAGCGGAAGGAAAACGUCGCUCUGGACCGGGUGAUCUCCUCCUCGCAGCCCGACCUGCUCUUCCCCUCUCGGGUGGAUUUAGGCGUGAAGGAGGCUCAGCUCUGCGGCAAAGCGGCCGGGAGCGGCUCCGGUCUCGGCCGGGAGAAGCUGCAGCCCGCGCACAAGUCCACGGUGGCUCAGCUGGUGCAGUCCCACCACAAGAGCUCCUCUCUCGGGUCUGCGUGCUUGGAGAGGCUGGCCGAGGCACCGGGCUGCAGCGGGGGCGGCGAGGGCGGCGGCAGCGGCGGGAGCGGAGGAGGCGGCGAAGCGGCAACAGCUGCCGCAGCGGCGGAAACACAGCUGGAGCGCAGGGAUGAGCAGCCGGGUGUGGGUGCUCCGUGCUCCUCGGGUGUCACCUCUGAGCGAGCCGUCUCUAGCUCAGAGAUGUACAAGCUGGAGAUCGAGCUGAAGAGGGGACACAAUCUGGCCGUCAGAGACAGAGGAGGCAGCAGUGAUCCCUAUGUCAAGUUCAAGUUAGCUGGUAAAGAGGUGUUCAGGAGCAAAAUCAUCCACAAAAACCUCAACCCAGUGUGGGAUGAGAAAACGACUCUAAUAAUGGAUAGUCUGAGUGAACCUUUGUAUGUAAAGGUGUUUGACUAUGACUUUGGCCUUCAAGAUGACUUCAUGGGUUCUGCUUUCCUCUACCUGGAGUCUCUAGAGCAGCAGAGGACGAUACCUGUAACUCUGGCGCUGAAGGACCCUCACCACCCUGAUCAGGACCUGGGCAGCCUGGAGCUGGCCGUCACCCUGACGCCUAAAGACAGUCCCAUAGAGGAACGGCGAGACUCGAUGCAGAGCCUGGUUAAGGCGUAUCGGUGGAAGCCCUAUGUGAAUAAAACUAUGCUGCUCAGGAGGUCCUGGAAACGAUCCACUAAGCAGCAGCAGUCAAUGCGUCUCUCAGAGCUGCAUCGGAAAUCCCAGCUCUGGAGAGGGAUCGUCAGCAUUGCGCUAAUUGAAGGUCGGAACCUGAUUCCCAUGGACCCCAACGGUCUGAGUGACCCGUACGUCAAGUUCAGACUGGGACACCAGAAGUACAGAAGCAAGACUGUGCCAAAGACCCUGAGUCCACAGUGGAGGGAGCAGUUUGACCUUCAUCUGUAUGAAGAGACCGGAGGAGUGCUGGACAUCACAGUGUGGGACCGAGACACCGGGAGGAGAGACGACUUCAUCGGGCGCUGCCAGUUGAACCUCUCCACUCUGGCUAAGGAGCAAACUCAUCACCUGGAGCUGCCGCUGGAGGAGUCCCGGGGCUACGUGGUGCUGCUGGUCACGCUGACCGCCUCGGCUCACGUCUCCAUCGCCGACCUGUCCGUCACCCCGCUGGACGACCCGCAGGAGCGCAGGCAGAUACUCAAACGAUAUGGUGUGUUGAAGUCGUUCUCUAACUUCAGAGAUGUGGGCAUCGUGCAGGUGAAGGUGAUGAGAGCAGAAGGACUCAUGGCUGCAGACGUAACCGGUAAGAGCGAUCCGUUCUGUGUGCUGGAGCUGAAUAACGACAGACUACAGACACACACUGUUUACAAGAACCUCAAUCCAGACUGGAGCAAAGUCUUCACCUUUAAUGUGAAAGACAUUCACUCAGUGUUGGAGGUGACAGUGUUUGAUGAGGACAGAGACAGAAGUGCGGACUUUCUGGGAAAAGUGGCCAUCCCCUUAUUACAUGUCCGUAACGGGGAGCAGAAGGGAUACAUGUUGAAAAAUAAAGAGCUGACAUGCCCGACCAAAGGAGUCAUCUACCUGGAGAUUGAUGUCAUCUAUAACACUGUUAAAGCUGCUUUGAAGACCGUCGUCCCCGCAGAGCAGAAAUACAUCGAGGAAGAACCAAAAGUCUCCAAGCAGUUGCUGCAGCAGAACUUUAACCGUGUGAAGCGGUGCAUCAUGGUCCUGAUUAGCUAUGGGACGUACAUCAACAGCUGCUUUGAAUGGGAGUCUGCACAGAGGAGCAUCAUCUCCUUUGUGCUGUUUGUGGUGGUGGUGUGGAACUUCGAGCUCUACAUGCUGCCGCUGGCUCUGCUGCUGCUGCUGGUCUGGAACUACUUCUUCUCCUCGAGCAGGGAAACAGGUGACAUGUCCAUGGAGGCCAUGUUUGAAUGUGAAGAUGAUGAAGAGGAUAAAGAGGACAAGGAGUCAGAGCACAAGGGCUUCAUGGAUAAACUGUACGCCAUCCAGGACGUGUUCAUCAGUGUGCAGAGCGCUCUGGAUGAAGUGGCGUCGUACGGCGAGAGGAUAAAGAACACCGUUAACUGGACAGUGCCUUUUCUAAGCUGGCUGGCGAUCGCUGCCUUGUGUUCGGCCACACUUCUUCUCUACCUCAUACCUCUUCGAUACCUUGUGCUGGCCUGGGGUGUGAAUAAGUUCACCAAGAAGCUUCGUGACCCGUACAUGAUUGACAACAACGAGCUUCUCGACUUUCUUUCCAGAGUUCCCUCCGAUGUCCAAGUGAUGCAGUACCGUGAGCUGAAGGUCGACCCCGGACAAAGUCCCAACAAACGCAGGAGGACAAACCCGAGCUAGCUGCUGAGUCACGUCUCUCUCGGUCCUCUCUGCGGGAACACUCCCCUGUAAACACUGUAAACUAUGUUAUUUAUACAGUUCUUGCAUAUUUUGAUUAUUAAGAGAAGUUGUAACUGUUGUUUUUGUUUUGUUACUGUGAAAAGACACGGAUUUAUUUUCUAAAUCUUGUAAAGAAAUACUUAAUGUUUUUUAAAUCCCUUUUAUUUCUUGUAACAACACUCCACACGCAGGAUGAACCUAAACAUAUAUACGUGAUAAUAAUGUGUGUUAUGAAUGUACAUGCGUGCGUUAUAAAGGGUAUGCAUGUUCGAAGGUGUGCUACUGUUGCAUGGAAGCGUUGCAAGUUUUUUAUUUCUGUAUGUUUUCGUGGCAUUUUUAACUGGAUGUGUUGUCAGUGUCUAAUGUUACAGAUCGAGUUGCAUGUUAUUACUGCCACCGCUGUUCCACGUGUGACAGUAUUUACACAUACGCACUCAGUAAGCAACACCUCGUAUGAAACGCGGCGGAUUUGGUAAAAUCCACGUUACACUUUGCAUGUUAAAUUCAUGAACUGCUCCUUUAUGUGCUUUCUACAAAAUAGCAUCAACUGGAUUUCUGUCUGGGAGGCGGGUGUUGCCAUGGCAAUUCAAACUGAUCAAUCAGUUUUUACACUCCAACAUCGUUUCCUUUCAUGUUGUUUUGCGGUUAAAGGACCGUUCCUGUAGUUCCACGCAUCGAGUUCAGUUCAGGAGUGCGCCCGCCUGUGUAAACACCUGCAAAAUGUCAGUCUGUGGGUCUGGAUGGAGUGAUGAUGUCAUGGUGAUGUCAUCGGGGGUAUUUCGGCUUGGGCUCCGAGACUAGAAAUUGAAAGGUCGAUAGCGUGCACGGGUGGUGUCUGUCUGCACACUACGAGAGCACACGAUGCAAAAUAACGCCAAGUACAUUUACUCAGUUUUGAGGUACUUGUACUUUAGUAUUUUCAUUUUCUGCUACUUUAUACUAUAUAUACUAUACUAUACUACUCCACUACAUUUAUUUUGAUAACUUUAGUUACUUUGCAGAUUAAUAAUCCAAAAUAUAAUCAACAAAUAAAUUACGUUGUAUUAUUAUAAGUAUAUACAGCAGUAUAUAAAGUAAUUACAUUUAGCCCCAUCUUUACCAGCUGCAACAUUAAAGUGAUUCUUAUAUAUAUUAAUAAUUAUAAUCCAGUAAUAAUAUUCUGGCCAUUCUGCAGAAUGAGUACUUUUGCUUUUGAUACUUAAAGUAUAUUUUGCUGAUAAUACUUCUGUAUAUUUUGAAUGCAGGAACUGUACUUGUAACAGAGUAUUUAUACUCUGUAGUAUUGUUACCUUUACUUAAGUUAAAGAUCUGAGUUCUUCUUCCAUCUCUGCAUCUUUGCACAUUAAAAAACAUUGUGUUUAAAAAAGGACAGUAGCCCAUGCAGGACAUAUGUAAUAGACAUUGUUUUGACAUUUUAGCAGAACUUUAAGUCCCCCUAUUUAGCAUUUAUAAGCAGUAUAUAAACAUUUAAUAAAUGGCUUCUAACACUAUAUAAUGUAGUUGUAAUAUUUUUGAGGUUUGGACGGUUAGUUGUACAAAAGAAGAUUAAAGGCGUCACUUUGGGCUCUGGGUCGUCGUGACGGCGUUUCUCACUGUUUUCACCAGUUUUACAAACCGAUGGAUCGAUCGAUCGAUGGAGAAAAGAAUCAGCAGAUGGAUCCAGAAUGAAAAGCAUCAUCAGCUGCAGUCCGAUACAAACCAGUUCAACAUGAGCUCCAGCUCCACCAGCUGCAGCAGCAACAUCCUGCUUUACAUUAAUGCACGAGGAAUAAUAACCUGAUGAUAGAAUAUAUAACAGCACAGCAGCCACAGGGACGCUGCACUGCACCGAGUACUUUUACUUUGAAUACUUUAAGGACAUUUUUCUAAUAAUACUUCUGCACUACAGUAUUUUUUACAGUGUAGUAUUUGUACUUUUACUUCAGUAAAGGAUCUGAGUACUUCCUCCACCACAGUCUUUUACCUGCACUUGGUUUACAAGUCAACAACAUCACUUUACUGGUUUACGUAUAUUUUAUCCCAAAAGUAUUCAUGUUUUUAAAAUGUAUCAAAGCAAAGUGAUAUCAGGUGCUAACCGACGAAUGCGACUCGUUGUUGUGUGCGUUGGGGAAGCUGAGGCUUAUUCACAUCACCGACAUGAGAUGGAGGAAUGUUUUCUAUCACCACCACCUGCUGAAGAUGUAUGGAAGAUUUAGAAUGCCUUAACAAAAACAAAUCAAACACAGAAAUGAAGUAUAAUGCAAUACACAUUAUUAUUAUUAUUAUAUAUACUUCGUUUUUAUGUAUGCAUUUACUGUCGUAAUUUGUCAUUCCCCCAAGCUGUGACUGGACAGUUGAUUGUUUUUCAUUUUUUUGCAUGGACGAUGCGUUUCCAUGUCGAAAAAAGAAAAAGCUCCUUCAGUAACUAAAGUGCUGUACUUGAGUACAAUUUUGAGGCACUUGUACUUCACUUGAGUAUUUCCAUUUUCAUGUAUUUGAUAACUUCAGUUACUAGUUACUUUGCAGAUUCAGAUUUAUAAUAUAAAAUAUAAUCAACAAAUAAAUGAUGAUGUAUUAUUAUAGAUUAAGAUGAGAUAAAACUUUAUUGAUGGGCUAUUCUGCAUGAUGAGUACUUUUGGCACUUUAAGUACAUUUACUUAGGUAAAACACAGUAUUUCUACACUGUGGUACUUCUUCUACCUCUUAAUGACAGUUCUUUGUAUGUAUUGUUGGCAGGUCUAUGCUGCAAUUAUUGUUCAUUUAAUAACGACAGUAAAUGCAUUCAUAAAAAGGAAAAACAUAAAACAAUGUGUAUUGUAUUUCACUUUAUUUCUUUGUUUUUAUUUAGGCAUUUUAAAUCUUCCAUAAAGAUGAACCAUAUGAACAUUCAUAUUCUGUAUUUUUCCAGGAAACGUGUUCCGACGACACAAAAAGUUAAUAUCUCGGCUUGAAGAUACAGAACUGACUUAUUGCACCUUGAAUCUGUUUUUCCACCAAACGUUAGUGUGAUGUGUACAGUUAGGCUGCAUUAACGUCACUGUUCUGCCACGCGCUUAUCGGUUAAUAACCUCUGGAGUGUAUGUGAAGGUAUUGGGAUCUGUGUAAACUGUCAUUUGUAAGUGUUUUGCAUGACUGAACAUAAAUUAUAUGCAAGUGCAUUUAUGGAUACUGAAUGUGAAGUUCAUCUGUGUGUUGCUUACCUGAGCUCCAGGUAAAGAGAGAAACGCUGCGUUACAGAUACUCUCUCCGCCGAAUCACCACUUCUGUCAUUUUGCACGUCAUCUGUUUUUGUUUCCUGUUGCACCAUGGGUAUUUGCAGCUGUUGAGUAAUUACUGCGAUUGCGACGGACUGUAACGACUGUGUAGCAUUUGUCUGAGAAAAUAUAUUUCUACACAGA
Molecule: messenger RNA, 6434 nt
Organism: Siniperca chuatsi (mandarin fish)
Lineage: Eukaryota; Metazoa; Chordata; Actinopteri; Centrarchiformes; Sinipercidae
Gene: mctp1b
Product: multiple C2 domains, transmembrane 1b
Exons: 22
Coding region: 301-3018 (905 amino acids)
Biological process (GO): regulation of neurotransmitter secretion
Cellular component (GO): synaptic vesicle membrane
Molecular function (GO): calcium ion binding
Source: RefSeq, a predicted model, not a curated record